Messenger RNA from Macrosiphum euphorbiae (potato aphid), 231 nucleotides. NCBI's taxonomy places the organism in Eukaryota, Metazoa, Arthropoda, Insecta, Hemiptera, Aphididae. The record is from the annotation of a GenBank genome assembly.
AUGUAUACGUGUAUGGUGUGCGGCAAUAAAUCUAAAACACCAGGUCAAUCGUCCAGGAGUAAUUUAUCAUGCAAGAACACUAUAGGCCAGGAAAAAGCGAUUUUUACUUUCAAUGCUAUUCCCCAACCUUAUGAUCAAAAUGGUUUUCCUUCUAAAUAUGCUACUCAAAGUAAUGCUGUUGAAAUUGGAAAUAAUGUAAUUUUACCAAGUGAACAAAUAUGCGGUCAGUAA